AUGUCGGUCAAGGCUACGCCAUUUGUGGCUUCCGUACUUGGGAGUAUCCCGCAAGGUCCUGAUACGUGCGACAAACCAAAGACAUCGGAGCCCGCUGUCUCGGAGCCACCUACCUCGCAACCAGAACUUGAGCCCUCAACGGAGACAGACGGGAAGUCUUGGGAAGUCGUCAAGUUGACGAAUGGCCUCAUUAGCAUGGAGAAUACGCCACCGUGGCUAGUUGAUGUCGUCAAGCGCAAUGCUCUGCAAUCUCCUCUGCUCCGUCUCCCUGUUGAGAUCAGGACGAUGAUAUGGCAGUACGUAAAGGCUGGAAGCUUCGUCAACGUACGCCUGUCGUGGAUGACUUCGACCUGCACAAAGUUUGGCGUCGCCCUGGUCGGACCGUGUACUUAUCUUCAAGAUCCACCCCAAUUGCCAGCAGCGAUCCGUCUCCGAGAAGUGUGCCGCCAGCUAUAUUUCGAGCUCAGCCAGACAGCCUACUCAGGAACCAUCUUCUUGUUCAAUACUGUUCACGCGCAAGAUGUUAGGACUUGGGCCGAACAACUAACGCCCGCACACAAGAAUGCCGACACCGACAUAGCAAGCUACUCGGCUUGGUUGAUAUAUCCUGUGACUUUACCCGGCCAGCCUAUUUGUGAGUCACUCCCAGGGUUGCAGCGCGUUCACAUGUACCGAUCCGGCAAAUUUGGCUACCAAUAUGUCAAAGAAGGGAGUUCAUGGAAGCUGUUGGAAGACUCAGGUACUCGCCAUGAUCGGCUGAUGCUCUAG
Didymosphaeria variabile is the source of this 768-nucleotide messenger RNA. RefSeq names its product beta transducin. The coding region runs from base 1 to 768 and encodes 255 amino acids. The record is from RefSeq and is a predicted model, not a curated record. Lineage: Eukaryota; Fungi; Ascomycota; Dothideomycetes; Pleosporales; Didymosphaeriaceae. The transcript has 2 exons.